Crotalus tigris (Tiger rattlesnake) is the source of this 3747-nucleotide messenger RNA. It is a transcript of the gene MYLK3, whose product is annotated as myosin light chain kinase 3. Gene Ontology annotation, molecular function: protein serine/threonine kinase activity; ATP binding. The record is from RefSeq and is a predicted model, not a curated record. The transcript has 13 exons. Gene Ontology annotation, cellular component: nucleus; cytoplasm. Bases 209 to 2674 code for a protein of 821 amino acids. NCBI's taxonomy places the organism in Eukaryota, Metazoa, Chordata, Lepidosauria, Squamata, Viperidae. Gene Ontology annotation, biological process: intracellular signal transduction; positive regulation of apoptotic process; protein phosphorylation.
CAUAGCAGCUAAUAGAUGACAUGUUCUUAGCAGGUUCUAGAAUUUUAGUUUCAUCCCAAAGGACGAUAUAAUUUCCAAGCACUGCCCUUUAAUUUCAACAAGUAAAGUGCCAGCCCACUGAAUCUCUUCCCAUUGGAAUGUCUGAAAGGGCCCUGAGGUCUUAAGAAGCGUUUAUAAAUAGGCCUCAGGUGACCAUUGUGUAAACACAAUGGACAAAAAACUCAACCUUAUCAACGAAAAGGUAGACAAGCUGUUGCAUUUCCAAGAAGACUUGACCGAAAAAAUCUGGAAAGUUAACGAAGGCAUUGAUGAUUUGGAAAAAGGCCUCCAUCAGCUAAGCGCAUCACACUCUCCUGUGGACCCAAUCUGUGGAAUUCAUCGCAGCAAAGAUGGUGUCCAGCAGGUAGAAACUCAGAAUACGUACACCGAGAUUUUGAACCUGGUGAAAGCAACGCGUCAUGGUGCUUCCAAGUACCAGGAAAAAAUGGAGAAGGUGGAGACAGCUGUGGAUGCUAUUGACAAGAUGGUGAAGUGUUUGGAAGAAAUGUUCAGAAACUCAAAGAUGGUGGACUUCAUUUUGAAAGGGUGUGUUCCUUGGUGGAAAGGAAGCUUGCUUGAAAUCCUGGAAGAGACUAAAGAUAAGCCAGAAGACAAGGGUUCAAAAGGAAAGCAUGCAACUCCCAAGCAAGGAACACAGACAGAAAGCAAGGAUUCUUUGGAAGAAAACCAAAAAGGGACCAGGUUGGGUGAGCAGCACAGACCACGUGAAAAGGUAAACAUGGCCAGUGUGGUCCUUUCCAAGGAGACCUCCAGACCAUGUGCUGCAGAGAAGAUGGCCCAGCUUGAACCAACAGAGCCUUUGGGAUGGGCGAAUGGCUCCAAGGAUUCUCCAAGACAAAAAGAAACGGGGAACAGGAACGUUGUCCAGAAGGAUGGCCCUUUCUGCCCAAGCGGUGACAAUCUGACGGAGACCCAAAAUAGGGAUAAAGAAAAAUCUCCCCAGAAACAGGUGACUCCAAAAUGGAAGCGAGGAGAAAAAAGUGGACUUGACAUUCCUGCUGGGGAAGCUGUGUCUUCUACCUCAAAGCCUGACUGUGAAGUUAUAAGGACAAGGCCUUCAGUCAAUGCACGGAUGAACGAUGCUCCAGACGAGGAUUUGAGAAGCAAAGAAGGAAGUGUUGGAGGUAGACAUGAUGGAGGGUUGACUCCGCUUUCCUUGCGGCCAAUAGUUGAAGGAAGUAAGCAUUUUCAGGAACCUUCUAAAACCAAGGUGCCCUCAAAGGACAGCAGGACUGAGCCCACACAAGAACUGACAGGAGCCCAUUCUCCCAACAAGAGGAGCGAGCAGAUACCUAAACUGUCAGGUCCUACUUCACCAGCACCACUUGCAAAGGCUGAAGACAAUGGAGAAAGUCAACGCAAGACUCUCCCUUCUCCCAGUUCCACUCCAAAAGACUUUGCUGAAGAUCUAGGAGCCUCAGGAACAAGUCCCAAGGAGAUGGCACAGGCAAUCAAAGACGUCAAAAAAGACACCAUGGAACCAAGGAGAGUUUCUUUAGUGAGAAGAGAAAGCAGAUCCCGACAGGGAGCAGAGAAAGUUUCAGAGAUUACUCCAUUCGUAGGAGCCACCAAAGGGGAAGAGACGGUCAUUGAUGACAGCCCUCCUCCGCCAGCUCCUUUUGAGCAUCGCAUUGUGAGCAUCAAACAAACUGAGUUAACCGCUUUAUACACUGUAAACCACCAUGAAGUGUUGGGAGGGGGGCGUUUUGGUCAAGUCCACAAGUGCACGGAAAAGUCCACAGGACUCUGUCUGGCUGCCAAGAUCAUCAAAGUGAAAUUAGCAAAAGAAUGGGAAGAAGUGAAGAAUGAGAUAAACAUAAUGAACCAGUUAAAUCACGUGAACCUAAUUCAACUCUAUGAUGCUUUUGAGAGCAAGCACAACCUCACCUUAAUCAUGGAAUAUGUCGAUGGUGGUGAGUUAUUUGACCGGAUCAUAGAUGAAAACUACAAUCUUACCGAGUUGGAUGCUAUCUUGUUUACCAAACAAAUCUGUGAAGGAAUCUACUACCUUCACCAACAGUACAUCCUUCAUCUUGAUCUGAAGCCCGAGAAUAUACUGUGUGUGAAUCACAGUGGAAACCAGAUUAAAAUCAUUGAUUUUGGACUCGCAAGGAGGUACAAGCCUCGGGAGAAGCUGAAAGUCAAUUUUGGCACGCCCGAAUUUUUGGCUCCCGAAGUUGUCAACUAUGAUUUUGUGUCAUUCCCAACGGACAUGUGGAGCGUAGGCAUCAUAGCAUACAUGCUGGUCAGUGGCUUGUCUCCUUUCCUUGGAGAAACUGAUGCAGAGACCAUGAAUUACAUAAUCAACUGCAACUGGGAUUUUGAUGCAGAAGCAUUUGAACAAGUGUCCGAAGAGGCCAAAGACUUUGUAUCCAGACUUCUAAUAAAGGAAAAGAGUGGCAGAAUAAGCGCAGCCAAUUGCUUGAAACACGAGUGGUUGACCAACUUGUCUGCCAAGGCGAAGCAGUCCAAAGUUCGCUUGAAGUCUCAGAUGCUUCUCCAGAGAUACAUGGCCCAGAAGAAAUGGAAGAAGCACUUCCACGCGGUCACAGCCGCCAACAGGUUGAGAAGAUUCCCUAACGUGUCUGAGUCUGCAGCUGCUGAAGAGAGCUGAGACUUGGGUGAUUUUAGGGAUCAGCCCAUUGGGGACGGGACAACUUGCCACCGCCAACUCGCUGCGGCCAAUUUAACCAUUCUAUUUCAUUAUUUAAAAUAAAUAACAUUUAUUUCAGUUCUUGCCAUUCCCAUUUCAUUCCGUCCCUCCUUUGGCAUCCUUUCUUUAAUGAUUCUAUUCCACCGUUUCUUUGAUAUUAGUGAAACUCUUUUUCCCGCAGCGAGUUGUCCCCAUGGCAAGUUGUCAUAGACCCCGGUCCAUUUCCACCAGUUUCAUGUUUUCUUUCCUCCUCUUCCUCAACUGUACAUCCAGCAGUCUGCUUAGGUGGCUGCCUUCAAGCAUAAGACACCUUGGGACUUCCCUACAUCAAGGGCAGGGGUAGGCCACCUUGGCUCUUUUAUGACUUGUGGACUUCAACUCCCAGAAUUUCUGAGCCAGCAUGAAGUCCACAAGUCAUAAAAGGUUGCCUACCCCUGACCAAGGAGAAGCCUGACUGGGUUGUCCUACAACUGUCUCUUGCAAGUGGCGGGUAGGAAAACCGCUUGAAUUAUGCCUCUUAGGCUUUCGUUUCCGUAAUUACACAUUAGUGGUUAAGAAUGGCUUUUCCUGCUGGGGACUAGUUGUCUUGUUUUUAAGAACGCUUUUGAGAGUUUUGAGAAAAGUCAAGUCGUGAUUGGGAGGCUGACCUUCAAGCCGAAAAUGUAGUUUCUGCAGGAGUUGAGAUAGUUAUUUUCCAAAUUCAGUAUUUUUGCUUUGAAAGUAGAACUUUGGGUAGCAAUCAAUAGCUUUAAGAACACCUGCCAAGACAUUGUAUUGGGAUUAGCGUCCCUCUUUUGAGGGAGAUGGGUGGUACAGAAAUGUAAAAAAUAAAUAAAAUUAGUUCCCUUUUAUACACUCACUUAGGAUUUCUCUUUUGGUUAACUUUUCUAAACUUAAAAAAAAAAACAUACACAACUUGAUGAUCUGUUAUUUGCCACUGUCUGGGACACCAUCAGGAUAUGUAUCAGCUUGGGGUUUUUGUGGGAAAUGAAGGAUAAAAAUAAAAAUGACUUGACGUGUUGUUGUCCCCAACA